This is a messenger RNA of Paramecium sonneborni, 3008 nucleotides long. The record is from the annotation of a GenBank genome assembly. Lineage: Eukaryota; Ciliophora; Oligohymenophorea; Peniculida; Parameciidae.
AUGAACCAUUCUAUAGACUAUUAUAAUAAAUAAUAGUAAAAGUUAUAUGAAUAUAUGGUUAGUUUAACUUAGAAUGUAACUGGAGUAGAGAAAAUUGUAAGUUUUAUUUUUUUAAUAAAAGUUUACAGAUCUAAUUAAAUGUUUGUAUUCAUUUAGUUAAGAGAUAAAAGUUGUUGGUGAAAAACUACAUAAUUAAAUUAGUUAUGGCAAUGAACCUGAUAUUUUAGUUUGUUUAUAUUAAUAAGUGAGUAAUUACUUAUUGAGAUUAUCAUAAAAUUGGGAAUCUAUUGCACUUAAACUAAAAGGUGAGAUAGCUGAACCAUAUACACAAUUUGUAUUAAAUUUUAGAUAAACAAAUCGAAAUUUGAAUACAGAAUCAAAAAAAUAAGUAACAGAAAUUUGGGAAACUAGAAAAGAAAUGUGUAAAGCCUAAGAUGAAUAUUGGAAAAUAAUGAAACAAUUUGAAUUAAAAAAUUAAUAAGCAUAAGAGAUGAUUGUUUUAAUAGAAAAAAAAAGUGCUACAAGAGAAGAUUUUCAGAAAUAAUUUACUAAUUCUUUAAAAUUGAAGGAAUUAGCUGAUGAAUCUGAAAAAGAUUAUAAAAAGUUAUUAGCAAUAACUAAUGAGAAGUGGAAAUCAUUUUAUGAAGAAUGGGAUAAUAUUUUUGUAAAUGUUGGAUUAAAUGAAUAGAGUAGGUAUCUAAAUAAAAUAUUAUACUAUAUAGAAUACUGUUUACAAAACAAACUGUUAGUUCAUUAUUAAAAUUAUUACCUUUUGAUUAAGAUUUAUCAUAAUUGGAAGAAAAGAUAACAGAUUUAGAAUUGUAAUUAAAAGAAGAUCCAAAAAUACCGAUUCGUAAAUUAAUAGAAAAAAAAAUGGAAAUUAAAGAUAGUAGACAUUAUUUAAUAUUAUUAGCAUGCAAGUAAUAAUUUGAAGAGUUUGUUAGUUAUGAAUAGUGGAAAAGAAUUAAUAUAAAUUCAGAACAUAAUAAUCCAAUUUAACAGAUAUAAUAAUCUUUAUAAAUAGUAGGAGAUAGAAUUUUAGAGGAUGAGAAAAAAGUAAUCGAUAAAUAUCUUAUUACAUUAUUCAAUAUUGAUACUACUGAUAAGAGUGAAUUAAUUAUUAAAAUUAAAUAAAUUUUAUAGAAGUAAGCAGGCAGAAAUUAUUUUAUUAAUUAAUUAAUUAAAUUACAUUCUAAAUCAAUUGAGGAAUAAUAAACAUGUAAUUUAUUGAUAAAUUAAUUAGCAUUUUAUUUAACAUUAUCAAAUGAGUAAUUUUAAGAGUUUACAUAAAUAAUAAGACAUUGGUUAAAUUAUAUAGAAUUGAAUGAUUCAUAUGAAUAAGAAGAUAUUUAUGAUUUAUUACUAAAAUCAAUAAGAAUAGUACGUAAAGAUGGAAAGGAUAGAAUAAAUUUAGCAUCUUAAUUAUCAGAUAUAACACUAUGGAAGAAAAUAGAUAAAUGGAUUUUAUUAUUUUAAUUUAUAAAUGCUAAAAAAGUGGAUGAGAAAAGAAAAUAAAUAGAAUUAUUGAAAUAAGAAAAUUAAAAUAAUAUAGUUUAGAAAGGAUUUAAAAUGAUAGGUUCAAUAUUUAAGAAUUUAGGGACAGCUUAAUAAUCUUAAUUUGAAUUUAAUGAGAGUGAAAUAUGUUAUAUGAUUAUGGAGGAAAUUAAUUUAUUUUUGACUUCAUUAAAAUUAUCAUCUGAUUUAUCAACUGAAAUAAUAAUAUAAAUAGCUUCAUAAUAGCCAAUUGUUGAUAAAGAACAUGUUAAAAGAUUAUUUGAGAAAUAAGAAGAUCAUAAUAAUACUUAAUGGAAGAAAUUAUUUAGAUCAGGAAAAAUUUUAUUGGCUCAUAAAUCUGAAAAAUAUGAAAGAAGAAAUAUGCAUGAAUAUCAAAAUAAGGUAGUAUAAGUUUUUGGUACAGCAAUGAAGUAAUAUUAUUAAAAAAUAUAAAUAAUAGAUUUUUAACAAUUAAUGAUAAACCAUGGUAAUUACUUUUAAUAAAUAGUCAGUUUGCUAAGCAUUUAAAACACAAAAUAAAAAAGUUUUAUUUAGCUAAUGGAUAGGUUUUAUCAAGUGAGUAAACUCAUUAAUUAAGAUUGUAAUUAAUAACUUAGACUUUAUAAUUAAAAUAAAUGAAAAUAGAUUAUGUUGAAAUGAAAACAAAAGUUGGAUUAGAAAUGGAUAUUAAUUAAUUACAUGAAGAAACAAUUAAAUUAGAUGUUUAGAGAAGUUUACAUCUUCACAAAGAUAAAAUUAAUUCUUCUGUACUCUAAAGUUUAUUGAGAAUAUAUGCAUUCUAUAAUUAAGAAGUAGGAUAUUGUUAAGGUAUGAAUUAUAUUGCAGGAUAUCUAUAUUUAAACUUUUAAGAUUAGGAAAUUGCAUACAAGGCUUUUGAUAGGAUGAUGAAUCUUUAUUUUAAAGAUCUUUAUGUAAAUGAUUUCUCUAAACUUGUAAUUUAAUUAUAUUUUAUAAUAGAAAAUUGGGUUUUAUUAAUUUGAUAGAUUAUUACAAAUCUUUUUACCUGAAUUAUCUUAACAUCUUAAAGAUUAGAAAAUAGAUCCAUCUUAUUAUGUAGCUUCUUGGUUUAUUACAUUAUAUUCUAAUGUAUUUUAAUAUAGUCAAAGAUCUGCUCUUUUAAAUAUUAUUUGGGAUAUAUUUUUAGCUGAAGAAUGGAAAGGUAUUAUUUUUCAUUAUUUAAAAUAGGUUUUUUCAAGUCUACUUUCUAUAUUCUUUGGUUGUUAUAAUAAUAAAUAUUAAAUUAAGAAUUUGAUGAAAUUUUACAUUUACUUGGAUAAUUGAUAAGAAGUGAAUUUUUCAGUAUCGACAAUGAAAAAGAUUUGAUUAAAUUGAUUUACAGUUAUGACAAAACUGUCAAAGAAAAUGAAUCAAUUAAGACAACUAUUUUAAAUAAGUUUAGAAUUACAAAUAGAAUGUUAAAGAGUCUAGAUUAAGAAUAUCACAGCUUUUAAAUGAAACUAAAUAAAAAAUUGAGUUUAUGUUUGAAAAAAUGA